UGAGCGUGCGCGCUCCCGCGAGGUGGAUGCAUAUUCCGGCAGGCAUGCAAAACUCGGCACAACACCGGAAGCAGCAGGCAACCAUCUGUCUUUCUCUGACGAAGUCAGGCCGCCCCUUACCACGGUUUGGGGCUGAAAAUAGUGACAGUUAACACCGCCACGACCGUGGAGAAGUGCCGAAGUAAACGGUUUGUCUUGCAUCAGCAUCGUUUUCAUUGGCGCCAAUUUAAUUCGGUAUCGAGUCGGCGUUCCAACACCCUGACGGAAAACACUGGAGUUGCCAUGUAACUCAGACGCCGCACAAGCAAUGCUACAAGAUGAAAAGCCGCUUGUCGCUUAACAGCCCGUGGGAUCCCUCUGCAUCCAUCCCAACAUGAGCUCCAAAUGGGAGCGUCAUCUGAUGCCAUAGGUUCUCCAGUGGACAGUUUCACCUAUUGCACGCACAAGACGGCAUUUUCUGGAGCUUCAACCUUUUGCGUCCAUCAGCAGUCUGUCGGCCCCCGGGGAAGGACUCAUGUAAUCGUGUUGGCAGACCAUCAACAACAUGGUGUCGGCGUUCUUCACAGUUUUACAACUUGUUACAAGAGAUUACUGCCUGCAAGCCAAGUAAAGCUCUAAGAACAUACAUGGCCACGGAGUAUUUCUUUGGUUGUUUGCUAUCUGUCUAGCCUUGGUAGACGUCACACCAUCGUGAGGACAGAAUAGUAAAAGGACUGUUACACAGCGGGCUAAAACACCAUCUGCUGUUACUAAAGCACGUGUCCAGACGAUACAAGAUGGAGCAGCAAAACGAGUCGGACCAGCCGCAAAAGCUCUACGACACCAGGUCAGUCGCCUCAAAAACAAAGACUUCAAGGUCCAGCAGGUCCUCAACCAGCUCCGCAGCCACCAAAGCAAGGGCUAGUGCCGAAGCAGCCCUGGUGGAGGCGAAAUAUGCAGCCCGAGAAGCAGAAAUGAUGAAAGCAAAGGCUAAAAUAGAGGCUGAAGCAGCACAACGCAAAGCAGAACUGGAGGCCAGUCUGUAUGUGCUAAAGAUCGAGAGAAGUGCCACGGCAGCCGCAGCUGAAGCAGCAGUCUAUGAAGGCGCAGCAGCAGUGGAAGGCAGCUCUCUCGAAGACCUGGCACAGAUCCCUCCAGAGGACACCGCUCAACACACCAGCGAGUAUGUGAAGGCUCACUAUGUGACACCCGACGCUCAGCAGCCAGCUCCGGUCCCACAGCAGCCACUCACCACAUCCACGCCAGCACCACGAGCAUCAUUACCAGCACCACCAUCUUCAGUCCAGUGGUAUCCGCUCCCCGGCACCGUCACAAACCAGCCUACGACCUUUGUUAAUGCGCCUUGUCAUUCCAGCCGCUCUCUGUCGCUAUCCAAUCGACUCGACAACCGGCUGCGGGAGCGCAGCACACAGCAGAGGGCGGAGCCUCUCCGACCCACACGUCGGCUCCAAAUCCCUCCUCCUGGGGCUCUUCCGGCACCACUCCUCCCUCCCUGCUCCAGCAGUGGCUGUGCCUGUACUGUGGGAGUCCUACACACAAUUUCCCGCUGUCCAGUUCGCCCAGCACGCCAACGCUCUUCCUCCACCAGGGAUAUUCCCCAGCUGCUGGCACUGCCCGCUCCAACCACACCGGCUGCGUCAUCCGCUUUGGUGGGCCGACUUCAGGUGGAAGGUACGAUAUCCUGGGCGGGGGAAGCUUCUCCUACCACAGCAUUAAUUGACUCUGGGGCGGACGAGAACUUCAUUGAUAGCGGACUCGUCAGUUCUCUCAACAUUCCUACUGUUGAGCUUGUCCCCCACAAGAAUGUCCGCUCGCUAGAUGAACAUCACCUGGCAUGCAUUACGCAUCAGACGCGCAACAUAUCCUUGGUGCUGUCGGGUAACCACCACAAGGUCACAAAUUUUUUUCUUAUGCCCUCUCGCUCAGCUCUGUUAGUACUCGGCCUCCCCUGGCAUCCCGUGUGUGUGUUGUGAUUGUGAUGUUUUGUCACUCAGCGCCACUUUGCAGUUUGUUGACAUUUGCUGCCAGCCAAUCAGGAUGCGACACAGACGUCAGACAAGUAAAGAGACUCGCCUGCCACGCGGGCAUGAUUACCAUUACCAUUACCAUCGAUCAGGGAUGGCAACUGAAUUAAGAAUCAAUGCCAGAAACCUGCAACAGGAUUUCAGAUAAUGUUUUGAUGCAGACUGGUCAUGAUGCCUCUGAAGUUCACCAAAGCAGACCUGACUUAAGGUGACUACACUUCCAAAGUUCCCAGUGAUGACUGAACCUCUCGCUUCUUGUCUUCCCAGAGAAACUCGGUCAGCUGUGGAUUUGAUCAAAAAGGCCAGGUUAAGCAGAAAAAGGCCUGCUCGCCGGAGACCGGGGUUCGAUUCCCCGACGGGGAGUUCUUCUUUUGUAUGUCACAAUGUCAACAAACAAACCCUUCUCAUUAGAACAAAACCUCUCUUAAUCUUCUUCUCAAGGUGUUCAGGUGUCUUGUACAAUCUGACAGUCUUUUGCUGCCAAAUCAUUCCAGUCGUGGAUAAUGGAGCUGACCAGGAAAAUGCCAGCUGUGGGAUUUCAACCAGUGCCUCCUGAGCGUAAGGAACCUUAAUCUGGCGCUUUGGAUCACUCAUCCACCCAACCUAAAACGGUGCCCUGAUCAGGAAAAAAACUGUGACCUUGUGAGGUUCACUGACAACAGAGGACACUCAAAAGGAGCCGCACAAAGCUGGGUACUUGUACAGAUGUCAGCAGCAGAGUGGCGCAGCGGUAGCGUGCUGGGCCCAUAACCCAGAGGUCGAUGGAUCGAAACCAUCCUCUGCUAUGGCUGUACUCUUUACGUGUCCUUUGAAGAGCUUGCAGAUGUAUGGUCUUUGUUACUUAGCUGACCUGGUCCAGUAAAGAGUUCACGCUUCCUUUACUGCUGUUCUCGAUGCAUUUAUUGCUCUUGAGUGCAUUCACACGCCAUUGCGGGACAUUGAAGCAUCGUGAAACACCGUAACUGUCCUCACUAGUCCAUUGUCACUCUUAUGGACUUGAAAAAUCCCAGCCAGUUUACAUUCGUUUCGGGGAACCUCCUCCUCUUUGACGAUCACCACAUCUCCAACUUGCAUGUUUCUUCUUGGCGUAUGCCAUCUUUGUCUCAGAGCAGUGUUGGUCAGAUACUCCUUCCACCAUUUGUUCCAGAACUAUUCCGACAAAUAUUGCAAUUAUCUCCAUCUCAUUUUAGUAUACAAGUCCAUCCAUCCAUCCAUCCAUCCAUCCAUUUUCCUCCGCUUAUCCAGGUCCAGGUCGCGGGGGGCAGCAGUCUUAGUAGGGAAGCCCAGAUUUCCCGGUCCCCGGCCACCUCCUCCAUCUCCACCGGGAGGACACCAAGGUGUUCCCAGGCCAGCUGUGAGACAUAAUCCCUCCAGCGUGUCCUAGGUCUGCCCCGGCCCUUUUCCCGGCUGGGUAUGCCCGGAACACCUCACCAGGGAGGCGUCCGGGAGGCAUCCGGACUAGAUGCCCGAGCCACCUCAACUGACUCCUCUCGAUGUGAAGGAGAAGCGGCUCUACUCUGAGCCCUCCCGGAUGACCCUAUCUCUUAGGGUGAGUCCAGCUACCCUACGGAGGAAACUCAUUUCAGCCGCCUGUAUCCGAGAUGUCAUUCUUUCGGUCAUGACCCAAAGCUCAUGACCAUAGGUGAGGGUGGGAACAUACGUAGAUCGACCGGUAAAUUGAAAGCUUUUUUAACCACGACGGUCCGUUACAGCGACCGCAUUACUGCCGAGGCUGCGCCGAUCCGUCUGUCGACCUCACGCUCCCACUUUCCCUCACUCGUGACCAUACCUAAGAUACCUAAACUCCUCCACCUGGGGUAGGACCUCAUUCCCAACCCGGAGGGAGCACUCCACCCUUUUACGACUGAGAACCACGGCCUCUGAUUUGGAGGUACUGAGUCUCAUCCCAGACACUUCGCACUCAGAUGCAAACCGUCCCAGUAAGCGCUGAAGGUCACAGCCCGUAGAGGCCAUAAGAACCACAUCAUCUGCAAAUAGCAGAGAUGAGAUUCUAAGGCCCCUGAAACAGAUUCCCUCAACACCUUGGCUGCGCCUAGAAAUUCUGGGAUGUCCAUAAGUGCACUUGGCACCAGGACACCCUUGGCUGCAGGUCUAUGAUCGACUUUGCAGUCGUGUCAUCAGACCUGCGUCCGCAUGUUCUGGACAGGCGGGUGAAGAGAGGGGCUGAGCUGUCAACUGAUCACCACCUGGUGAUGAGUUGGAUUAGAUGGCGGGGGAGGAUGCUGGACAGACCUGGUAGACCCAAACGAGUAGUGAGGGUGUGCUGGCAACGUCUGGCAGAGUCUCCCGUUCGUCGAGUCUUCAACGCUCACCUCUGGCAGAGCUUCGCCUGCAUCCCGGGGGAGGACAUGGGCCAUAUUCCGUGCCUCCAUUG
This is a messenger RNA of Doryrhamphus excisus (bluestripe pipefish), 4419 nucleotides long. Lineage: Eukaryota; Metazoa; Chordata; Actinopteri; Syngnathiformes; Syngnathidae. The record is from RefSeq and is a predicted model, not a curated record.